This is a messenger RNA of Daphnia carinata, 2388 nucleotides long. RefSeq lists its product as uncharacterized. Gene Ontology annotation, molecular function: nucleic acid binding; zinc ion binding. NCBI's taxonomy places the organism in Eukaryota, Metazoa, Arthropoda, Branchiopoda, Diplostraca, Daphniidae. Gene Ontology annotation, cellular component: nucleus. The coding region runs from base 130 to 2079 and encodes 649 amino acids. The record is from RefSeq and is a predicted model, not a curated record. The transcript is spliced from 13 exons.
GUUUAUUUUGGUAUACGUUGCAACGUCGAUUUAAUUUUAUUAAACUGACGAUUUGUCGGUCUGCAUCAAGCUUUUGUGAGGUUUCAUUUCUUCUUAUUAACAAGUUUGAUCGUUUUUAAAGUAUAUGACAUGGAUCGCCAUAGGGGAUCUGCCUAUCGGAGUCUUUCGUCAUCAAAUUACUCAUCAUCUGGUUAUGCUCCAAGAAAUUUUGAUAAUAACUAUCAUCGCAGAGGCCAAAGCAAUGAAAUCCCUCAUCUUGGUUGGUCAAGUGAAAGAGGUAGCCAUCCUGCAUCUAAGGAACAUGAAAGAUAUUCAUCGUCUGAGAGAGGUGCUAAGAGAAGAUAUGAACAUUCAGGAGACCAUAAAAAAUCAUAUAGCCAUCAUGGUCAUGACCAGGAACCUCAACGAAAGUAUCAACGUUCUAAUGGGAGCAACAGUUUUGAUGAUCGGAGUAAUCAGCUUCACCAUCGCUCGCAAUAUGAACAAAGCUCGUCGAGUAAUCGUGGCCGUAACUACACCUACGAAAACAGCCGACCAAGCAGUCAUGAUCAUGAUUCGAAUCUAUCUCAACGACGUGCUAAUGAAAACCGCCGGUAUCAGCAGCGUGGUGUUGGCUCCAGCGGUGGCCAUCGAGGAAGUGGAGGUUUUAUUUCAUCUCGAGGAAGAGGGCGUGGACGGGGAGCUAAUAGAAAUCACAAUGCUGGUUCGCAUUCCAAAAACAAAGACUAUCAAAGAGAAAAAAAUGAAAAUUCCCCAUCCCCAAACCGGCUGUCUAUAAAAGAAGAAGCUACAUGUGCUAGCGACGUUCCCUCGUUUUCACCUAGUCGUCAACCACCAGAAAACAAUCUUGAUGCAACGUCUAACAAAGUCGCCGUGGCUCGUUCGGAGAGCGACAAAUCAACGAGAGAACAAGAGGGUGAUGGACAUGAAAAGGCGAUUGAAAUUAAAUUGGAAAAGGACGAAGCCAUUGACGUAAGUAAAAAAAUGGACGAGGAUCAACUUUCUAGAACAGAAGAAGCUGAAAAAAAACCCGAGACCGAGAGAUCUCCGAAACGAAAGGGUACAUCUAAGGAGUUCCCAGAGCAUUUCAUCAGGUUGCAGUGCCCCCAUUGCAACCAACGAUCCGUUACAUUUAGAGAAUACAUUCUUCAUCUAUCGUCACCACGACAUGAAAAAUCUCUUGAAAAGAUUUCGCUGCAACAUCGAAUGUCGCUAGCCAAGUUGAGAACUCGACAGCGCAAAGAGCAGUUACAGAUCGAGGCUCAAACUUCUCGCUCAUCCCACAAAAGUCAGAUGAACUUCUGUGCCAUUUGUAAACUCUGUCACAGUGAAAGUCGUCCGAAUCAUGAAAUCACGGAAUUACAUAAGAUCAUCAAGAAUUUUCUAAUGCCCUAUUGUCCAAUAUGUCGAGUCAAUUUUAAGUCUCGAAUGCUGUAUGAGAAACACGUCGCUACUUUAUCGCACAUUAAGAAUAAGGUUAACAUGGAAAAGAGCUACGAACGCCGCCGUGAAGAAGAACGCAAACAUGAUAGGAACGGCUUUGAAAAGGAGGAAGUUAUAUUAGACUUGGAAAAUUUCAUGACGCUUGAUGCCGUUGGCAGCGUUGACGGUGACAAUGAUAAUGGGUUGUCGUUAGAGGAAACCGCUGUCGGUCAAGAGUGUGUGAAGAAAGUCGAGGCAUUUUUUUGUGACCUUUGUCAAAGAUAUUUAAGCCGAGUGGAACCUUUAGAGAAGGGUCUCGAGUUCCAUUGUCGUACACGGUCGCAUCACCGAGCCUACGAGGAACGUCAAAACAGCCACAAAGAACUCGAAGCUGGUGCCGAGUCGGAAGGAGCUGUAGAAAAAGAAGGAUUGAAGCGUUCAGAAAGCCAAGAACUUUUGCUAGUUGAAGCCGAAAAAGACAUUGGCGAAAUGUGUGAUCUCAUUGGCGAUGAAGACCGAACCGCAGAAGAAGAGAUCGGAGCCUUGAGAGAGAGUAGUGGGAAUGUCGAAGAACAAGCCCAUAAUGAAGAAAAUCCUGAAAACACCCUAACAACAAGUAAUGAUACAUGCGAACAGGACAACUCAUCCAUGAUUUAGGAAUGGAUCCGUACGUGUUCUUAAGAUAAAUUGUUAGCAUCCGCCUCGAGUUGAACUAUCGAUUCGAAGUCAUGCAAACACAUAAAAGGGCGUCACAUAUGUAUGCCAAAUGCCAUUUGUUCUUAUCUUCUAUUUUGGUUAGAAAUAAGCGCACACAGCCCAACAUUACUUCGAUUACAUGGAAGCGAAAUGGACUUAAACUCUGGUAAUUAGUUUUGAGCAGUUCACUCCCUUUGUUUAUGCGAAGUAAUGUAACGUUGUCAUUGAUGUACUUUUAAAUGACAUUAAAUUGAGAAUGGAACUCUGAAA